AUGAACUUGAGGGUUGCCAGUACGAUGGGUCUCCUUUCGCUGCUACGCAAACUGCGUCCCAACCCAGAGAAGGAGGCUCGCAUCCUGCUCCUCGGACUGGACAAUGCCGGCAAGACGACAAUCCUGAAGCAACUGGCUUCGGAGGACAUUACCACGGUUUGUAUGAAAAAAACUGCGAACUGGCUCCGUUCGCCUUUGUCCCAUAAAAUAAGGAGUGAACCCCCGCAGGUAACGCCCACGGCAGGAUUUAACAUCAAGUCCGUGGCAGCCGAUGGAUUCAAGCUGAAUGUUUGGGACAUUGGGGGACAGUGGAAGAUUCGGCCCUAUUGGAAGAACUACUUUGCCAAUACGGAUGUUCUGAUCUAUGUAAUUGAUUGUACGGACCGGGCUCGACUUCCGGAGGCGGGCAGCGAACUAUUUGAGAUGUUAAUGGACAACCGACUGAAGCAGGUCCCUGUGCUUAUUUUCGCAAACAAGCAGGACAUGCCCGAUGCCAUGAGUGCCUCCGAGGUGGCCGAAAAAAUGGGUCUGGUUCAGCUGCAAGGACGCACUUGGGAGAUCAAAGCCUGCACUGCCACGGAUGGCACCGGUCUCAAGGAGGGCAUGGACUGGGUCUGCAAAAACAUGAAGAAGUAAUCUUAAUCCUCGCCUGUUGCAUUGUAUUUUGUAGCUCCUAAGUAUCUAAGAUCAAAAUCAUAAAUAUACGUAACUUUAAUUCUUAUAAGAUGGUCUCACCAAUAAAUUAAUUUGAUUGAGAA
Messenger RNA from Drosophila bipectinata, 758 nucleotides. Lineage: Eukaryota; Metazoa; Arthropoda; Insecta; Diptera; Drosophilidae. The record is from RefSeq and is a predicted model, not a curated record.